AUGAAUGCCAUUGUGUUCCGCUGGUCCAGUCAUCUCAGGAACCAAUACAAGCCAUCUGGACUCAACAGUAUUCGGAUCUACUCACCUGCGACGAGAUUGGUGAGCAGCAUGUCGCAGCCUGUGCGACCGCGGCGGUUCGCACCGUUGGAUCCCGCAAAAAGGAUGGAUGGAGAUGAGAGGCCAUUAUUGAAGGGAAUCGUCUUUGAUGUCGAUGGCACAUUAUGCUUACCACAAAACUACAUGUUCGCGGAGAUGCGGUCAGCGUUGGGUAUUGAGAAGCCAACGGACAUUCUGGACCACGUCUACUCACUGCCCGAGAAUGAGCAAGAAGAAGCACAGGAAAAAAUCCGUGACAUUGAACGCACGGCAAUGAAGUCGCAACAGCCGCAAGCUGGCCUUGUGGAGCUCAUGGAGUACCUAGAUUCACGUGGCAUCAAGAAGGGCAUCUGCACACGCAACUUCGAUGCACCUGUCACUCAUCUCCUUACCACCUUUCUACCGACAUCAGAAUUCAGCCCUGUUGUAACGCGGGAGUUCAGGCCCCCAAAGCCUGAUCCGGCGGGAAUCCUGCACAUUGCGAAAGACUGGAUGCACGAAGACGGAGGAAAGAGUUUGAUCAUGGUCGGCGACUCGAUUGACGAUAUGACGGCGGGUUAUCGUGCUGGAGCCGCGACUGUGUUGCUGGUCAACGAUGUCAAUAAGCAUCUUGCUGAGCAUCAGCAUACUGAUCUCGUCGUCAAGCGGCUGGAUGAUCUCAUCAACGUUCUAGAAAAUGGAUUCGAAGGACGCGUAGAGGCCGACGAAGAGAUUGCAGACGCAAAGAAGCAAGUGGAGGAAGCUGUUAUGUCGCUAGCCAGCAUGAGGUAUACCGCCACCUUCACGGGCGUACUGGCUGUCGCUGGUGUCAGCGCGUGGUCAGUAUCCACUCCUUUCCACAUCGAGGGCAACGAGGUGGUUGAACACCUCCAUACUGUGCCCGAGGGAUGGAGAGAGGUCGGUGCUCCAGCCCCUGAGCAUAAGCUGCAUUUCCGCAUUGCAGUGCGAUCGGCCAAUCGCGACCUGUUUGAAAGGACGCUCAUGGAGGUUUCAACUCCUAGCCAUCCUCGAUAUGGUCAGCACCUAAAGCGAGACGAACUGAAAAAUCUCAUCAAACCAAGAGCCGACUCGACUGCGAGUGUGCUUACUUGGCUCGAGCAAUCCGGUAUCGAAGCGCGAGAUAUCGAGAAUAAGGGAGAGUGGAUCAACUUUCUCGCACCUGUGAAGCGCGCCGAGCAGAUGAUGGGUACCACGUUCAAGACCUACCAGAGUCAAGCGCGUCCUGCACUCAAGAGAACUCGCUCAUUGGGGUACUCUGUACCCCUCGAGGUCCGUAGUCAUAUCGAUAUGAUCCAGCCCACUACUCGCUUCGGUGAGAUCCGCCCAGAGUUUAGCCAGGUCCUAACGCAAGACGCCGCUCCUGUCUCGGCACUUGCUGUCAAUGCCACAUGCAACUCGAGGAUCACGCCCGAUUGUCUCGCAGAUUUGUACAACUUCAAGGACUACGAUGUCAGUGACAAGGCCAAUGUGACAAUUGGAGUGAGCGGCUUCCUCGAGCAGUAUGCUCGGUUCAAUGAUCUCGACCUGUUCAUCCAAAGAUUUGCUCCCAGUCUUGCGGGUAAAACUUUCGAAGUCCAGUCUGUAAAUGACGGACCGUUCCCUCAGAACUCAACGGCCAACAGCGUGGAGGCUAAUCUCGACAUACAGUACACAGCAGGUUUGGUGUCGCCCAAGAUUUCGACCACCUUCUUCACUGUUCCAGGACGAGGACUUUUGAUCCCUGACCUUGAUCAACCUGAUGAAGAUGAAAACAGCAAUGAGCCCUAUCUAGAUCUCUUCACCUAUCUCGUUGAGCUUGAGGAUGAGGAGUUGCCUCAGGUACUAACGACAUCGUACGGUGAGACAGAGCAGAGCGUUCCUGCGGAGUACGCCAAGAAGGUUUGUGAUUUGAUCGGCCAGCUUGGUACUCGUGGUGUCUCAGUUAUCUUCUCCAGCGGUGACACUGGUCCAGGAUCUGCCUGCCAGAGCAAUGACGGCAAGAACGCUACCCGUCUCCAGCCAAUCUUCCCAGCUUCAUGUCCUUACGUUACUUCGGUUGGUGGUACUUUCGGAGUGGAACCAGAACGUGCUGUUGAGUUCUCUUCCGGUGGCUUCUCUGAUCUCUGGCCACGCCCGUCGUACCAAGAGAAGGCAGUUUCUGACUAUCUUGGUAAACUGGGCUCGCAAUGGGAAGGUCUAUACAACACCAACGGACGAGGCUUCCCAGAUGUCGCAGCUCAAGGUCAAGGAUUCCAGGUUAUUGAUAAGCUUCGUCUGUCGUCUGUUGGAGGAACCAGCGCUUCAGCGCCUGUCUUCGCUUCAGUCAUUGGACUUCUGAACAACGCUCGUUUAGCAGCUGGUAUGCCUUCGUUGGGCUUUUUGAACCCUUGGAUCUACGAGCAAGGCUACAAGGGCAUGAACGAUAUUGUCGAGGGAGGCUCGCGUGGAUGCACUGGUCGUUCCAUUUAUUCCGGGCUUCCCACGCGACUUGUGCCUUACGCUUCCUGGAAUGCGACCGAAGGCUGGGAUCCUGUCACCGGCUACGGUACGCCCGACUUUGAGCAGAUGCUUCGCCUGGCAACUGCGCCACAAUAUGGU
Molecule: messenger RNA, 2673 nt
Organism: Alternaria burnsii
Lineage: Eukaryota; Fungi; Ascomycota; Dothideomycetes; Pleosporales; Pleosporaceae
Product: subtilisin-like protein
Exons: 7
Biological process (GO): proteolysis
Molecular function (GO): serine-type endopeptidase activity; tripeptidyl-peptidase activity
Source: RefSeq, a predicted model, not a curated record